Molecule: messenger RNA, 1149 nt
Organism: Spirometra erinaceieuropaei
Lineage: Eukaryota; Metazoa; Platyhelminthes; Cestoda; Diphyllobothriidea; Diphyllobothriidae
Source: the annotation of a GenBank genome assembly
AUGGUCCAUGAAUUCGCUCUCUCUUCUUCUUCGUCUUCUUCGGGAGAUGAUGAACGCGAUACAAUGUCUGGACCUCGAAUCUUUACGCAUAUCGAUGUAUGUUAUGGGCGCACAGCCCUCCGCUCAGCACGCAGAUGGGAGACCUUCGCGAAGCGGGAGUCCUCCACCUACGCUCAGCUGAAAUUCCUGCACAGGUGCCUUGAUGAGGACGUCUUACCGAAAUGCCUCAAAUAUAGACCGCCUGUGAACACUGACCUUUGCCGACGGACGAUGGCAGACUUCAAGAAGAAAAUGAUCAGGGUACUGAUACGAGACUGCCACGCCCGCAUCCACAAGUACCGCCAGAUGAUUGAACAUCAUUCGUCAACUUGCCAGUCGAUCUUUACGGCACACGAGCUGGGGGUCCUCAAAGCGGCAAUUCUCGACAGCGCACGGCGUCACCGCAAGUCGCGUGAUGACCAGUUGUCUGGAAAAUUUGAGAAAAUAAGUCCGCCAAAGCAGCCGUCUACUGACGGUGCCUUGGUUUACAACUUGUCCUCUCAUCGUUUCACUCAGCAACAACUAGCGGUUCUAUCCUAUGACGCGAAGUUCAACACAAGAGAUGCUCGACCAGAAGACUUUAUUGCAUGCUUUGAAUCGGCGCUCCAGAAGUGUGAGGCAGGCGAGGAGUGCAAAAACGCCAUGCGACAACAAGUGUCGACUUUACUCCUCCAGCAUAAACGCCAGAUGACGAUUUCUAGGGCAGAAGAUCGAGAACUUUUGAAAAUACGAAAACUUGAGGAUAUCGUCACUCUACCCACCGACAAGGGGCGCUUGACUAUCGUCAAUGAUAAGUCUGAGCACUGCACAGAACUAGGCAACCUCUUGAUAGAUAAGGAAGCUUAUGAGCUAUCGACUGUCAGCGAGUUCAAAAAGCUCGUAAACAACAUCAACAAGACGAUCGGCAAGCUGAAGAAGGCGGAAGCUCUUACAAGAAGGGAUGCGCUGACCGCAAAAGCCAGUGAUGUCGCAAUGGCGCGCUUCUGCGGUCUACAAAAGGUCCACAAGCCCGGGAUGCCGCUACGCCCCAUCGUCUCCUUACCUUUGGGCUGUCAAAGUGGCUGCGCCCGCGACUUUGUUUCUUUACCAAGAAUUGGGAGUGGACAGUGA